Lasiodiplodia theobromae is the source of this 987-nucleotide messenger RNA. Its product is annotated as FAD-binding protein. The coding region runs from base 1 to 987 and encodes 328 amino acids. The record is from RefSeq and is a predicted model, not a curated record. The transcript has 2 exons. NCBI's taxonomy places the organism in Eukaryota, Fungi, Ascomycota, Dothideomycetes, Botryosphaeriales, Botryosphaeriaceae.
AUGUCCGGCACUGUCAUCGUCACCGGCGCAGCAGGCGGCCUCGGCUUAGCGCUCGCAGAGAGUAUCGUCAACCGCCCCGAAGCAGAAGCCUGCAUCUUCACAGUCCGCAACCAGUCAGCCGCCAAUGCAAAGCCUCUGCAUACCCUCCGCGAAUCCACUCAAGGAAAGACGGUCGAGAUCCACGAGCUCGACCUCUCCAAAGCAGACGCCGUGCGCACCUUCGCCGCCGCCAUCAACACCAAAGUCUCCAACAAACAGCUUCCUCCCAUCCGCGCACUCAUCCUCAACGCCGCUGCCAUACCGAUGAUGGGCCCGCGCCAGCUCAUCAACUGGAACGAUGCAGGGGAUCUGGAGAUGAUGUUCGCGGUCAACCACGUGGCCAACUUCUUGCUGACUCUGCUGCUGCUGCCCAGCUUGGACCCGGAGCAUGGCCGCAUCGUGCUGGUAUCGAGCGAUGCGCACCGCAUGGAGAAGCUGGAGUGGAAUCUUGAAGAGAUCUCGCGGGGCGAGCAGGUGCCGGGCGCGGGUGAUAAAUGGAACGAUGUCAUGAGGCGGUAUGGCAUGUCGAAGCUGUGUCAGGUCAUGUUCAUGCACGAGCUGCAAGCACGCCUCGACGCAGAUCCGCGCCUGAACAAGAUCUGCGUGCUCGCCGUCAGCCCCGGCGCCAUGAUACACCCUAAUAUCAUGAACAAGAUGAACCCGUUCAUGAAGUAUGUUGUGGGACCGGUGGCGUCUGGCGUCUUCAAGGCAGUUUCACGGGUCAAUCCGGAUGGUGUCAUGCGUACGGUGGAGAAGUCGGCAGCGCAUGUGCGGAGAGCGGCGUUCGAUGUUGAGGAUCCGGAGCUAGGGAGGUAUCCGAAAGAUCUUUAUUUGGAUGGCGCUAAGAUUGUUAAGCCACUGGAGGAGUCUUUCGAUAAGGCGAAACAGAAGGAGCUAUGGGACUUCAGCGUUAAAUUAGCGGGGUUGACUGGACAAAGCAUCUUAUAG